Adineta ricciae is the source of this 630-nucleotide messenger RNA. Lineage: Eukaryota; Metazoa; Rotifera; Eurotatoria; Adinetida; Adinetidae. The record is from the annotation of a GenBank genome assembly.
AUGGCUUCAUCGAUGUCUCCAACCACUACGAAACGGAAGGGUCCGUUGGAGAAUAACAAUCAAAACAAAUCGAAAAAGUCACAUUGGUCGGCGGCUUUAUCAGAUGCAUUGGAUGAUGAAAGUGUACGAUUGUAUCGAGAUGAUUUAUGUACAGUAAUUAGAGAUAAAUUUCCAAAAGCCAAAAUACACUUACUUGUAAUGCCCAAUGAACAUAUUACGGAUCUUAAGUGUGUCAAUGAUACUCAUGUACCUUUACUUAAACAUAUGUUAAAAGUUGGCAAAGAAGUCGCUGAAAAAAUUGCUGCGAAAGAGAAUGCCACGGGUUCAUUCGCUCAGUUCCGGUAUGGCUAUCAUGCAAUUCCAUCCCUGGCGCUUCUUCAUAUGCAUGUCAUUAGUCAAGAUUUUAUAUCACCCAGUUUGAAAACCAAAAAGCAUUGGAAUUCCUUCACGACAAGCUAUUUUCUUGAUGCAAGUGAUGUCAUUGAUGAUUUGCAAGCCAAUCAUGCAAUCCGUGUUGAUGUAGCGCGAAUGAGAAAGUUACUUGAUAAUGAGCUACAAUGUCAUGAAUGUCCACAUACGUUUCCAACUAUUCCUAAGCUCAAACAACACCUAAUGACACAUAUCUAUUAA